AUGUGUAAGAGUGGGGAACCUUUGGAGGUACGUGAGUUUUCCGAAAAACCUCGUCCAGAACCUUUGAAACCUGUGAAACCUGCGAAAGUUGAGCAUCUUGGCUGGUUGGCGCAAUCAGAGUGCCCCGUUGAUGAUGAAAAGCUGGUUCAUACUGCUUGGUGUAUCGAGGAGGGUCGGCGUGUCGCACGAGACAUUGGUGGAUCGGAUCCGGAACGAAUGUGUGCUAAUAACAUUGUUUCCUACUUGAAAGUGGAGCUCUCCGGCGGUAGUGUUUUAAUGGAUGCACAACCAGUUGAUGAGAAACGCUAUCCUCUGGCAGCUGUAGUUGAUCGUGGCAGCAGUUCGAAAAACCGUGGCUCCAUUAUGCACCUGGAAUACAGUGGGUCGAAGGAUGGAAAAACUGGUGACCCGCAGUUGCACAAUUUGUUCUUAAUAGGGAAGGGCAUUGUGUACGACACUGGUGGCUAUGAUCUCAAAGUGGGAGGAAACAUGUGCACCAUGCAUCGUGACAAAUGUGGAGCUGCCGCGGUGGCUGGAUUUUUUAAGAUCCUAAGUCUGCUAAAACCAGCUAAUAUAAAUCGUGAUGGCGGUGGUGGCCCGGUGAUAACGUCACCAAUUAUCACCCCGGAGGACGAGUGUUCGAAUCCCGGCACCACUGCCUGA
Molecule: messenger RNA, 663 nt
Organism: Echinostoma caproni
Lineage: Eukaryota; Metazoa; Platyhelminthes; Trematoda; Plagiorchiida; Echinostomatidae
Source: the annotation of a GenBank genome assembly